This is a messenger RNA of Fonsecaea nubica, 1446 nucleotides long. RefSeq lists its product as hypothetical. Gene Ontology annotation, molecular function: 3-hydroxyisobutyryl-CoA hydrolase activity. Gene Ontology annotation, biological process: L-valine catabolic process. NCBI's taxonomy places the organism in Eukaryota, Fungi, Ascomycota, Eurotiomycetes, Chaetothyriales, Herpotrichiellaceae. The transcript has a single exon. The record is from RefSeq and is a predicted model, not a curated record. Gene Ontology annotation, cellular component: mitochondrion. The coding region runs from base 1 to 1446 and encodes 481 amino acids.
AUGUCUUCCACGGCCAUUAAGUACGGCGGACUGCCGAAAGAACUUCCCACAGAUGAUCCUGACGACGUCCUGUUCAACUCUCUUUACGGUGUGCGAACCAUUGAGUUGAAUCGGCCCAAGAAGCUCAACUCCCUCAACGGCUCAAUGGCGAGGAAAAUACUCCCUCGACUUCGGGAGUGGGAAAAAUCGCAAAUGGCCAACGUCGUUCUGAUAAGCGGUGCUGGCCCGAAAGCUUUCUGCGCAGGCGGUGAUGUUGCAGAACUGGCGUCACAGAAUAAACAGGGACCAGAAGGUCAAAAGAAGUCUUCGGACUACUUUGCUCUUGAAUACAAACUGGACCAUCUGAUUGCCACAUACAGCAAGCCAUACAUAGCGAUCAUGGAUGGCAUAACAAUGGGCGGUGGUGUUGGUCUUUCGGUCCAUGCACCUUUCCGAAUUGCGACUGAGAAGACCGUCUUUGCCAUGCCCGAGACCACCAUUGGGUUCUUCCCUGAUGUUGGUGGGAGUUUCUUCUUGUCUCGCCUGGAUGGCGAGAUUGGUACAUAUCUAGCCCUGACUUCUGAGCGACUCCAUGGUGUGCAGGCCUUCUACGCUGGCAUCGCGACACAUUACGUCGACAGCUCUGUCUUGGCACAAUUGACAACUCGACUCUCCGAGCUGGUCUUUAAAGACUACGCUGAUCUGAACGAACGACUGGAACUUAUCAACUCCACGAUCUCCGAGUUUUCAAGCUCGCUACCCUCACCCGAUUCCUACGAAGCUGCCAAGUAUGGGAACCUCACCGGUGCCUUGCGAGAAGCUGUCGAUCGGGUCUUCAAGUACAACACAGUAGAGGAGAUCUUGGGCGCUCUCCAGAAGGAGGCAGAAUCAGCAGACGAGAAGACCGUCGAGUGGGCGAAAGCAACCCAAAAGACCAUUGCUAUCCGAUCACCCACGAGUCUGCGUGUCACGCUACGUCAGCUCCGAGAAGGAAAGCACUGGAACAUAACUGAGACCUUUAUUAAAGAGCACAAAAUGGCCAGCAGAUUCAUGGCACACCCCGACUUUGUGGAGGGUGUCUCUGCACGCCUGAUCAACAAACCGCCCACGAAACCUGUAUGGAAUCCUGCCACGUUAGCAGAGGUCUCGACGGCCGAUGUGGACGAAUUCUUUGUCGCUCCUACGGAGCAGGAGGCUCUGCAGUUGGUGGAACCCCAUGAAGGAGCACUUGAUCAACACUACACAGACUACCCACACGCCAAAUUUGCUUUGCCUCGGGAGUCGGAUAUUGAGGCUGUUGUCAAGGAGGUAGGCCAGGAAGGUUCAAAGAGGGUGAUUGAUGAUGUGUUGAGGCUGUGGAAGAACAAAGCUGGUGUGAGAGAGAAAGUCCAGGAAGUAAUCGCGCGGAAGACUGUCUCCAGUGACGGAAAAGCACUUCGCUGGAAGGGCGAGAGCGCUCGUCUAUAG